Messenger RNA from Dacryopinax primogenitus, 629 nucleotides. RefSeq lists its product as uncharacterized. The transcript is spliced from 2 exons. The annotation marks the transcript as partial. Lineage: Eukaryota; Fungi; Basidiomycota; Dacrymycetes; Dacrymycetales; Dacrymycetaceae. The record is from RefSeq and is a predicted model, not a curated record.
AAAAAAUUACCUGAUUGCUUGGAGACGCUGGUUACGGAGCUAUGCGGUAGCGGCAUAAUCCCGAGACGCGACAUUGGGGAGCUGGCAGCGAGGCUUCUGCUCUUAUGCCCAAGGAUUGCAGCUAGCGAUGCUACCUUUCAGGACCCGAUCCCGCUACCAAACAUCACACUGGUUACGUACUUGGAAGCGCUUCUAGGACCUGUGCUCGACAGCGACUUCAAAGAGACAUUUGACAAUACUUGGGUCAAUUUCCAUCACUGGGUUGUCUUGUCGGGAGCUGGAGCUCUCCCAAACAACUUAGAUCGGACAACGUUAGCCAACUUGUGGGCCAGAGGGGCCGCGAUCCAAUGGUGGUAUAAUCAAGCAUCCGUACAUCUCCUUUUCAUCACGUAUCGGGGAUCGAAUGAGCCCAACGCGUUGUUUGAUCCGCGCAACCUUUCCGCCGUCCACAGCAGGUGACGCUCAGCAAUAGGCCGUACUCGAAUGCCUUGAGGUGCCUCCAACCUGUUGGUCUCGCUAGGCGUCUUGCGAAAUCAGGUAUGCCUUACUUGGUUAUCCUCAUGGAACUGGGCAGGAACGUUCCAUUCGACAAGGAGCGGUAUGUUGACAUCCAAAAGCCUCUCUCGAUC